Molecule: messenger RNA, 699 nt
Organism: Ostertagia ostertagi
Lineage: Eukaryota; Metazoa; Nematoda; Chromadorea; Rhabditida; Trichostrongylidae
Source: the annotation of a GenBank genome assembly
AUGUCCGACGUGAAGCGCUCGCUGCUUGACAUGAGUCCUGGCGGAAAGACCGACGACGAGGAGGAGCCUUCCGAGGACGAACCCACCGAGUCGAACGAAACGUUUGCUGAGUUUUGUUCAACUCACGUUGUCGUCUACGAUGUUUUUCUGCGAAUAUCGGGCCAUUUGGCGUUUUUCUCAUGGGUGAUGCAUGUGGUCGUUCUGACGGCCCUUUCGGCUGUCUUUUGCCAGAUCGUCUCCAAACAAGCAGUCGGAUCGGGAAUUCCUGAAGUGAAGGUGAUAAUGCAUGGCUUCAAAAUGGACAACUACCUCACCUUUCGUACCUUGAUCGCUAAAAUGGUCGGCUUGACGUUGGCCAUGGGCGGUGGACUCCCUAUAGGAAAGGAGGGCCCAUUCGUGCACAUGGGGGCGAUUGUGGCGACGUUGCUCUCGAAAAUCACUGCUUCUUGUCAGUACUCAGCUUUCUUCUCAAAUGAAGGUCGAGAGAUGGAGAUGCUGAGCAGCGGUUGUGCCGUUGGAAUCGCCUGCACAUUUUCAGCACCAAUCGGAGCUGUGCUCUAUGCCAUUGAGUCAACAUCGAAGUACUUUGCCGUGAAGAACUACUGGCGAGGAUUUCUGGCUGCCACUUGCUCGGCAAUCAUCUUCCGAUUCGCUAAUUUCUUCGUGACUGCUGAGCAGUCCGGUAUGAUUUCGGGUUAG